Helicoverpa zea (corn earworm) is the source of this 2205-nucleotide messenger RNA. It is a transcript of the gene car, whose product is annotated as vacuolar protein sorting-associated protein 33A. The record is from RefSeq and is a predicted model, not a curated record. The coding region runs from base 86 to 1912 and encodes 608 amino acids. Gene Ontology annotation, biological process: intracellular protein transport; vesicle-mediated transport. Gene Ontology annotation, cellular component: CORVET complex; lysosome. NCBI's taxonomy places the organism in Eukaryota, Metazoa, Arthropoda, Insecta, Lepidoptera, Noctuidae. The transcript has 11 exons.
AAUGACAGCUGACAGGAAAAUAAAAACAAAAAGGGUAGUCGAUCGAUAUUGAUUCUGAAGAAAGUUUGUAAAAACACCCGGUGAAAUGCGUGAAGCAAAAAUGAAUUCGCAUCUGGCUGGAGGGCGACUUAAUGUUGCGUUAAUCCAGGAGUCUAUGCGAGCCGAAUUGCUGAAUCUGUUGGAAUUAUACAAAGGGCCUAAAGUAACAAUAUGGGACGAGUGGCUGGCCGGUCCCAUAGGCCUGGUAGCCCAAUACUCCUUGCUAAAAGACCAUGGCGUGACAGAAAUGUUCCCGCUGAAGCCGGGCAGCCUCCCCACCAUAUCUGUGAAGCAUAUUGUGUUCAUAGCGAGGCCUAAACUUGUGCUGAUGGACUUAGUUGCUGAUUAUGUGCAGUCUCUCAGAUCAAAACAAUCUACCCCAGUAGAAUUCCACCUGUUCUUCGUCCCGAGAACGAGUGAGUUCUGCAAGAUACACCUGAAGAACCGAGGGGUGCUGGCGAACCUGUCCAUCCAGGAGUUCAAGUGUGACAUCUUUCCUUUUGAAAGUGAUGUCAUGUCUUUGGAACUGCAGAAUGAUUUUAGAGAGAACUAUCUAGAAGGUGAUCCGACGUGCGUGUACAACGCUGCGCAGGCUCUGCGAACUAUACAGCAACUGUACGGCAUCAUACCGAGGGUGUUCGGCAAGGGACAAGCUGCUAAACAGGUAUGGGACCUCCUCUGCCGCCUGAACAAAGAGGAACAAGGGCAAGGUCCUAGGGGCGCUGCCACGUCUUGCAUAGACCAGCUGCUGCUUCUGGACCGCGCGGUAGACUUCACCAGCGUGAUGGCAACGCAGCUCACAUAUGAGGGACUUAUUGACGAGAUCUACGGCAUAAAGAACUCGACAGCAACGUUCCCUGGUCACAAGUUCGUAAGCCCAGACGAUGCCAGCCCCGAGGUGACCGCGCGUGAAAAGAAACGCAUCAUACUCAACUCCAGUGAGGAACUGUUCGCUGAGAUCAGGGACUGUUACUUUACUUCGGUCGGUACAGCACUCUCUAAGAAAGCCCGCGUCAUAAAGACGCAGCUAGACGAGCGACACAAGGACAAGUCGGUGCAGGAGAUCAAGCAGUUCGUGUCGCGGCUGCCGCAGAUGUUAGCCAGCAAGCAGUCGCUCGCCACGCACACCGCCAUCGCCGAGUAUAUCAAAGAGACGACAGACACAUUCGAGUUCCACGACACGGUACAAUGCGAGGAGGACUUUCUGAACUGCGUGGACAACGAGAAGGCGUGCCCCUACAUAGAAGAUCUUAUCGCGCAGAAGGAACCACUUACUAAGGUGCUUCGCCUAAUCUGCUUACAAUGCGUAACCGGUUCAGGUCUGAAGCCGAAGGUUCUAGAAUACUACAAGAGAGAGCUAGUCCAAGUAUACGGGCUGAAUACGUGGUUGACGCUCUGCAACCUGGAGAAAUGCGGGUUGCUCAAACCACAGCAGGGGACGAGGCAGUAUGCUGUGCUUAGGAAGACGCUGCACCUCACCAUGGACGAGACAGAGAUGAACGCGAAGGACAAGAGUUACCUGUGCAACAAGUACACUCCCCUCACUGUACGCCUCAGCGAACAUAUCGCCAAGAAUAAGGGAUGGACUGGAAUUCAAGAUGUGCUCGGACUACUCCCAGGGCCUACAGUCGAUGAAUUACAGACGUUACAACCACGCAUGGCCCGUCGCAACUCCAUCUCCAGUGAAAACUCUUCCUCUAUGGAGAACCCUCGCGUUAUACUGGUCUUCUUCAUAGGAGGCUGCACCUACCAGGAGAUCUCCGCUCUCAGGACCAUCAGUCAGCAGGAAGACUCCAAUGUGGAAUUCGUUAUUCUGACCACCAAGCUCAUUAAUGGCACUACCUUCAUAGAAUCUUUGAUGGAAAAUGAGUAAAUGUAUUAAUAUUAUUAUUCAAUAUAGACUAUUAUAUUUUUUAAUUUUAAUAUAUCAAUGUGUAGAUAGUAGAUAUGUAUGUCUCAAUAAUGUAAUUCCAUAUAUAUUUAAGUGAUAAUGUAACUUCAUAUAUCAAUUAUUCAAGAAAACCCAAAUAGUAGUUUAAAUAAUCUUUUAAUUCUCAUGACUCCACACAUUUCAUGAAUACGGAAUAAAAUUAAACAUGAACCAUAAAUCUUGGUUUAUUAAAAUUUCAUAUUCAUAACUUGCAUAUAAUAUAAACUUCAAUUUGA